CCGGAAGUGAAACUGCUGUAGUGAGGCUCGCAUCGUUCGUCUUGUUUAUCUUCCUCGAGAUGAAUGCUAGUCGACUUUUCCUACAUUUAUUGAAUUCUCAUCAAGUAACUAUUAUGUGGAGUAUGUUAAUGAGUUAUUAAGGCGUUUAGAGUGUGUUUGUGUCAGACAGCAGGCGUUAAUACGACUGUGUAAGGGAGUGGUUUGGCUUGGCCUGUGCUCACACACACUCGUAUAUUUCACACAUUUAUUCUUUUAUUUCUCAGGAGUUUAGUGUCUUUAUUUAUAUUUGUGUAAUAAAUCAUGGCUGUGGUCAACGAAGGAGCUCUUAAAAAGAUGCUGAAGCAAUACAAAUACAAAGAUCUCACUGUCCGAGAGAUAACAAACGUCAUCUCUCAGUACAAAGACCUCAAACCUGUUAUGGAUGCAUACGUGUUUAAUGACGGAUCGUCCAGAGACUUGAUGAGCCUCACAGGAACUGUUCCGGUUAGUUAUAGAGGGAAUGUGUACAAUAUCCCCGUGUGCUUGUGGCUGCUGGAUACGUAUCCCUACAAUCCUCCGAUAUGUUUUGUGAAGCCCACCAGUGCAAUGAUGAUCAAGACCGGCAAACACAUCGACGCCAACGGCAAGAUCUACCUGCCAUACCUGCACGAGUGGAAACAUCCUCAGUCCGAUCUGUACGGGCUCAUCCAGGUCAUGAUUGUGGUGUUUGGAGAGGAGCCGCCCGUUUUCUCCAGACCCACCACACAACCUCCUUACCAGGCCUUCCAAGCAGCCGGACCCCCGAACCAGUCCUAUAUGUCAGGAAUGCCAGCAGUAUCUCCUUACGGGCCACACCCAAACCCCUGUGGUUACCCAGGUUACCCUUACCCAGGAGGCAAUGCUUAUCCUGCCACAGGCGGUCCAGCACAUUACACUUCCCAGACUCCCGUCACUACUGCGGCACGCUUCACCCUUCAUAUUUACUCCACCCGUCUGUCUCUGCUCUGUCGUGACCCUGACCUCUGGUCUUCAGCCUGGCCGUGUGCCUGCUUUACAGUGACUUCGUUGGACUGCUCUGAAAGGAGAGGGAAGAGGAUCUCAGUCCUCAGAGACCUUUCAUCAUUAGGAGAAGCCCUGCGGAGAGGAGUCAUCGACCUGGAGGUCUUCCUCAAGCAUGUGCGUCUGCUGUCCCGCAAGCAGUUCCAGCUGCGAGCGCUCAUGCAGAAAGCGCGAAAGACGGCCGGACUCAGUGACCUCUACUGACCCUGCGCUCCAGCUCUGAUCGCACGUGCCAGACUCGGAUCUAGUCGCUCUGUGGUACGUCAGUGGGAGUUCAGCUGUUUAUGAUCUUUUACUUCUGUGAGAGUUUUAGCUUCUGUACCUGACUUUAUUUUCUCGAUUUGGAAAAGGCAAAAUGGGUACGAUAUUUGAACGCUAAGACCGGAGCAUUAGAAGUAAAUGAGACGUCGUAGACUUUGUUCCUUCUUUCAUUUGAGCUUCUCGUGUUAAACUGGCAGGCGUUUGGCUCUUUGGCUUUAGAUACUACUGUUAUUAACCGUACUGAGUGAUAACUUUUAAACUGUGAAGUGUAUGAGGAAAUUGCUCUCAGAUGUGGAUAGCAACUCCUGUUUUCAUUCAGGCAAGUUUCAAAGUGUUGUCAUACUCCAUAACUAUGUGAAUCUCACAGGAACAUCCACCUCAAAAUAAAUAAAAUAUAUAUUUUCUGCAGAAAAAAUGUAGGACUAUUAAGAUUUUUUACAUUGUGUAAAAUAUUAAGUAUAUUUAAGUAAAAAUUUGGGGAAAAUAGGUACAUUUACUCUUGAAAUUUCUCAUUAAAGUAAUAGGGAAAAAAGUCAAUACUGUAAUACAGUAAUAAAAAUAAUCU
Molecule: messenger RNA, 1864 nt
Organism: Sinocyclocheilus rhinocerous
Lineage: Eukaryota; Metazoa; Chordata; Actinopteri; Cypriniformes; Cyprinidae
Product: tumor susceptibility gene 101 protein-like
Exons: 10
Coding region: 301-1242 (313 amino acids)
Biological process (GO): protein transport; protein modification process; endosome to lysosome transport
Cellular component (GO): ESCRT I complex
Molecular function (GO): ubiquitin binding
Source: RefSeq, a predicted model, not a curated record